GGUUUUUCUUCGCUAAAUAAACGAAAUUCUCUUCCAUUUCGCUACGAUUCUUCCGUGUCUUUUUUUCUUUCUCUCCAAGUAAAUGCUCCCUUUUCUCUCCCUCUAACCAGUCCUUGCCAUUCGUAUGUUGUUCCUCCCUUUUCGCCUAAUUAAUAUUACUCUUCAAUUCCAUCUAUUUUUUCUGCAUUUCUGUAAAUUUUAGAUCUAUUUUUCAAUGAGUUUUUUGAUAAUCAAUCCCGAAAUCAAAUCAUUCAGGAAAUAGUUUGAGAAAUGGUAUUCUUCAGAAGUGUUUCGUUGCUGUCGAAGCUUCGGACUCGUAUUACUCAGCCAUCCAGUCUCAACAAUUCUGUCCGAUGGCUUCAAAUCCAGAGUUCUUCCGACCUUGAUCUUCAUUCUCAGUUGAAGGAGUUGAUUCCAGAACAACAGGAGCGCCUGAAGAAAAUAAAGUCAGAUUAUGGAAAAGUUCAACUCGGGAACAUUACUGCUGAUAUGGUAAUUGGUGGAAUGAGAGGAAUGACUGGAUUGCUGUGGGAAACCUCUUUACUCGAUCCUGAUGAGGGAAUCCGUUUUAGGGGACUUUCAAUCCCAGAAUGUCAGAAGGUAUUACCCGCCGUACAGCCUGGUGGAGAACCAUUGCCUGAGAGCCUCCUGUGGCUUCUUUUAACUGGGAAGGUACCCAGCAAAGAGCAAGUAGAUGCAUUAUCAAAGGAAUUGCGAAGCCGUGCUACUGUUCCAGAUUACGUUUACAAUGCCAUCGAUGCACUUCCUGUUGCAGCUCAUCCAAUGACUCAAUUUACAACAGGGGUUAUGGCACUUCAGGUCAAGAGUGAAUUUCAGAAGGCAUAUGAGAAGGGUAUAUCAAAAGCAAAGUACUGGGAACCCACCUAUGAGGACUCCUUAAACUUGAUUGCUCAACUUCCAGUUGUAGCUGCUUAUAUUUAUCGAAGGAUUUAUAAGGAGGGAAAAGUCAUACCUGCAGAUGCUUCUCUGGACUAUGGUGCAAACUUUUCUCACAUGCUUGGAUUUGAUGAUCCUAAAAUGCUAGAGCUGAUGAGACUAUAUGUAACCAUCCAUAGUGAUCAUGAAGGUGGAAAUGUCAGUGCUCAUACAGCUCAUCUAGUUGCCAGUGCCCUUUCAGAUCCUUAUCUUUCCUUUGCUGCAGCCUUAAAUGGGUUAGCUGGUCCUCUUCAUGGCUUGGCUAACCAGGAGGUUUUGUUAUGGAUCAAAUCUGUGGUUAGCGAGUGCGGAGAGAAUGUAUCCAAGGAUCAGUUGAAGGACUAUAUAUGGAAAACUCUGAACAGUGGCAAGGUUGUUCCUGGAUAUGGGCACGGGGUAUUGCGCAAGACAGAUCCAAGAUACACAUGUCAGAGAGAGUUUGCAUUAAAACAUUUGCCUGAGGAUCCUCUCUUCAAGCUGGUUUCGAAUCUCUACGAAGUUGUGCCUCCCAUUCUUCUUGAGCUAGGAAAGGUUAAGAAUCCUUGGCCCAAUGUCGAUGCUCACAGCGGAGUGUUACUGAACUAUUUUGGCUUAACCGAAGCAAGAUAUUACACCGUUCUUUUUGGGGUCUCUAGAAGCAUUGGAAUUUGUUCUCAGCUUAUAUGGGACCGUGCCCUUGGCUUACCCCUGGAAAGGCCAAAAAGUGUCACCAUGGAGUGGCUUGAGAACCACUGCAAGAAGGUAGCAGCUUGAUGCUGAAAUUCUCGGAUCGUUUGAAGCUAUACUUUGUUUAUACCAAUUUCCUCGGUAAUAAUUGGCCAUGCUGGUCUGGUUGGUGUGGUGGAUAGCAUAUAGUAGAGAGGCUUUUUGUUGUUUGGUAUAGCCAAACAGGCAGAUUACUUUUAAAUGUUUUGGGGAUAAAUUCUCUAAAGUGUCUUUCACACCCAUAAUGUACUGUGAUCUGAAACUGAUAACAAAUCUACUUACAUUCAGUAGCACAUCUACCAUGUCUGUUGUGAUCUUUUAUGGCAUAAAAUGAGUAGCGUAAAAGGAGGGGAUUCCCGUAGUGUACAAAGAGGGAUGUCCAAUGUGAUCUGUCAUAAAAUGAAGUAGGGUAAAAGGAUGGGACCUGUUUUCUUAUUUUGAAGUUCAAAUAUGAGAUUUAUGAAUA
Molecule: messenger RNA, 2107 nt
Organism: Papaver somniferum (opium poppy)
Lineage: Eukaryota; Viridiplantae; Streptophyta; Magnoliopsida; Ranunculales; Papaveraceae
Product: citrate synthase, mitochondrial
Exons: 20
Coding region: 271-1689 (472 amino acids)
Biological process (GO): citrate metabolic process; tricarboxylic acid cycle; carbohydrate metabolic process
Cellular component (GO): mitochondrial matrix
Source: RefSeq, a predicted model, not a curated record